GUCGUCAACAGUAGUCAGUAGUCACUACCACCACCACCACUCACCAGUGAACUAGAACUGGUGGUACCAGUAGCAUCGAAGAAUAAUAGUAACGUUAUAACCGUAUUUUUGCUAGUCAUUUGUCGUAUUAUAAAACAUAAAUUUCAAUAGAUAUCUCAUUUUAGUCUUUUUAUGAAAUUGUUACACACCUGAUGUGUAAAUGAGGUGUUGAAAAAGGUUUCAAUAUGAAAGUUAUUUUAUCUUCUUGUGAUGAAAAUGCAAGCAUAAGACAUUUUGUACCACGUAGACGACCAUCAAGAAAAUCGCGCCUGCAAAAUUAUCUACUAUCUGCUGUGACGUUAACUGAUACUAAAAGUGAUAACCAUGCCUUAUUCAUUAUUCAGAACUAUAUAUAUCACUGUGUUUGUGUACUAUGCAAUCAUACCGCUCGAUUAUUUGACAAAGUAAGGAGCUGGAUUUUCGAAGAAAGCCAUUUGCCCAUGUCUUGUCAAAAUUGCCAGUGUAUAGGAGGAAAAUCUCAAAAUAUUCUUGUGACUGGAGGUGGUGGUUAUGUAGGAUCUCAUACAGUUGUUGAAUUAUUGAAUUCAAAUUAUUCCGUAGUGGCAAUUGACAAUUUAUCAAAUUGCCAAGCAAUUGAAAAUGACUGUGCAAAACCGGAAUCGCUCAAAAGGGUUGAAAAAAUCACUGGUAAACAGGUUGUAUUUUACAAUGUGGACAUUAGAAAUAAAGACGAUUUAGACAAAAUUUUUAAAAAGCAUAAAAUUUCCACUGUUAUACAUUUUGCAGCUAUGAAAUCUGUAGGAGAAUCAACGAAAAUACCUUUAUCUUACUAUGAAAAUAAUGUAGGUGGUUCCAACAAUCUAUUUCAGGUGAUGCAUAGUAAUAAUGUGAAAUCAUUAGUCUAUUCAUCUUCAGCAACAGUCUAUGGCACACCUGUGUAUUUGCCUUUGACUGAGACACAUCCUACUGGACAAGGAUGCACAAAUCCCUAUGGUAAAACUAAGUACUUUGUUGAAGAAAUUGGGAAAGACCUGUGUUCUGCUUAUCCGGACUGGAAAUUGAUUUCUCUAAGGUACUUCAAUCCUGUUGGUGCUCACCCAUCUGGAAUGAUUGGAGAAGAUCCUUCUGGAAUUCCUAACAAUUUAAUGCCAUAUAUAUCUCAGGUUGCGAUUGGAAAAAGGGAAUUCCUCAGUGUUUUUGGUUCAGACUAUGAUACUAUAGAUGGUACGGGGGUACGUGAUUAUAUACACAUCUCUGAUUUGGCUGUAGGUCACUUGAGAGCUCUAGAGAAACUUUCAAACCCUUCCUUUUUGGGUUUUAGAGCUUAUAAUUUAGGAACUGGUCGGGGUUAUUCUGUUCUCGAAGUUAUAAAGGCAUUUGAAAAAGCAUCUGGUAGAAAAGUGGAAUAUAAAUUAGUUGAUAGAAGACCAGGGGAUAUUGCAACUUGUUACUCUGAUGCUAGCUUAGCAAAGAAUGAAUUGAAUUGGGCUGCGGAAAAGAAUAUAGAUGAGAUGUGUAAAGAUACAUGGAAUUGGCAAUUUAAUAAUCCUAAUGGUUUCAGUUGAAAUAUAACUUUACUAUUCGAUGUUGAAAAGAAUCUCCAUGCACAUUUACUUUGCAACCCCCUGUUUUUUUGCUGAAAAUUAAUCAGUCAAAAUCUUUUGCAAUAUCAAUUUUUUGUCUAAAUUUUUGAAUAUGAAUAACAUUUUCUUCAAACAUUAAAUGUUCUCCAACCUCAAAGAAAUAUUGCCACAAGUUUCAAAUUUGUCAUAGAUCUAGAAAUCUAGGAUUUUUCAAUUUCUUUUUACUCUUAUGUCUCUUGCAACUUUUGUUUCCUUGAUUUAAACUCAUUCACAAAUCUCCAUUCUUGAUUUGACAAAUUUAAUGUUGCUAGUGAUGAUUAUAACUAACUUACCACAAAAUUCAUUUAAAUUUAUAGUUGGCGAAAAAUGUCUUUUUUAUUGGGAAUUAUCAUUACUUAUUGAUAUAGGAACUGAAAAGAGAAUUAACCCCUUUAUACACUUGGCCCUUUUUAUGUCUUUUUCUAAGCCUGGCGGUCUGUGCUUAAAAUUUUGACGCCUGAGUCAAUUAUGAAGUAUGAAAUUCAACAAAACCUCUGCUGACCUGCCUUGGUGGCAGCAGUAGGAUGGUUCCUGACUGCCAAAGCUAAGGUACCGGGUUCGAAUCCCGGCAAGGGCAUGGAUGGUUGUGUAUGUCCUUAGUUUGUCACAAAAACAAAAAUUGUCUAGAUUUAAAUGUAGUAUGACUGAGUAGUAUGCAAUACAAAACGUGUCGAGACUUGAUCUGUGUACAUACCGAAAAAAUGGUGAGCACAUUAAAGAGAGGAAUGAAUGAAUGAAAACCUCUGUUCUCCCUGAAAUAUCAGGUGUAUCAAUUCAAUUUUUAUCUGUUUUAAGUGACAUAACUCAAACUAAUCUGUCAGUAAUUCAUGAAAAAAUCAUAAUCUCAAGAAUAAUUUCAAUGUUUGCAGCUUUGUAGUUAGCCCUGGAACAAGCGUCAAAAAGGAAUAGUAUAAGAGUGCCAAAUGUCUAUGACGAAUUCAGCCCAGAAAUAGACAUAAAAAAAGUUUAAAAAGAGGUUGAAAGGGAACACCACUACGUGGCUACUCAGUUCAAAACGAAAUCAGAGGUAUUUUAUCUUAGAAAUUGCCGAUUUGUGAAUGUACAACUUUGUACACCGUACAUAGUUUGGUCAUAGUAGGAGCGCGAGAGGGGAAAUGAAUGGGUACCAAAGUUUGACUAAUACGCGGAAAACAACGUGGUGAUAAUCCCUAUUAAAAAACACAGACUUUGAUCCUCAAGUUUUUCCAUUCUUAAAACAUAAUUACCAUUAAUAAAGUUAGCUCCUUCCCUACCCAUUUUCGCCUCUGAUUUUGUUAGAAAAUCAAAGUUUUUGGUCUGCCUUUUCCCAUUCUAGUGCAGAAAAGAAAACAAAUAUUCAUCAAAUUCAUUUCAGAAUUGAAUCUUUGUCCCUAACAUUAACAGGAUGUUCUUUUAUCUUGUUUAAAAAAGUUUCACUUCAUUUUCCAAGCACCAUUUACUUCAGAAUGAACUGGAUUAAAAUGGAUUGCUUUACCAUCGAACCCACAAAAUUUUCUGUGUAUUGUCAGUCGCUCUGUUAGUAGUACCAUUUGGUAAUUUAUAUCGCGCGAAGCAUUCUUUUCUCUCUUGAGAAUAUGUUUACCCAAUUUGAUUUUACACCAUAAAUGCCUAGUUUAGUCUGAGCUGGUUGUGAAUAUUUCACCUUGAAACGACUAUGUUUCGUCCUGAAACAUGUGCAUAUGGGUGAAAUUAUUCCUUAUAAUGAUCAGACAAUUGAAAUCCUAUAGCAGUAGAUCGGUAGGAAGCAUUAGGCUCUUAGGUCAUCAAUAAAAUUACCUCAGAAAAUAUUUACCUAAACAGAAUUUAUUUUCAAUUUUUUAUAUGUAAUAUUAUAGAAAUGCUUUUUAAUUUAUAUGAAUCAGUCAGUGAGUCGACCUCAAAUAAGGACUUUUGUUUGGAAACUGCUUACGUGACAGGUAAUUUUUUGUCCAUGUGUAUGAAACUUACGAGAAUCUAUCUAUAUUGCAUAUUUGAAAAGCUAAUCUGGUAUGAUGGGAAAAAUGUGAUGAGAAAAAGCGUUGAAUUGAUUCAUAUGAAUAAAUUCUACACUACUAUAUCAGGCCCGAUAUAGUAGCUAUCCUAAUUCGCACUGGUAGAUUACAAUCUGCAGAUUUAGUGACAUUUUAUAAGAUGAACAGCUUACAACUAAUGAACCCCCACCUCGCAUAUUUGAAGUAUUCAGAUUUUUGCAUCAAUGAAUGAGUGUGCAAUGACUUGCAAAAUGAACUGUUCUAUCUAACCCUUGUUUCAUAGUACACUUCACCGUAAUAUAAACGGUCAGAAAGACAGACAAAAAAGAAACUGUACAGCUAGUCACCAAAUGGAUUGCAAAAAAACGUCAUAAAGGAAAGAAAAUAAAAAGCAGUUGAUUAUAGAACUACACUGCUAAAAUCCUAUUCCACUCAUUCAUAAGCAUUUUGCAAACCAACUUUCUAAAAUGAGUUACAACAAUGAAUUCUCCUAAUGUACUUGGUUAGUUCCUUUGAAUCGAACAUUAAUGCUUUGAACAUCAGAACAGUAUGUAAUCUUGUUAUUUAGGUAUGGAGGAGCCCUAUAGCUUUAUAAUUUUUCAAGUUAAACUGGUGUUAUACAGUUGCCUUCUACAUAUUUAGUCAAUUCUCAUAAUUGAGAGUGCAACUUCUAUUGAGCGUUUGCAAUCCAAAAACAGUCUAAGACAUAAGUUUUGCCACUUUUGAAUGUGCUUCUUGUCAUCGGAUCAAAAGCAAGAAAUAUUUACAGCAUCAGCAUAAUUCAUAUGUGUGAGAUCCAUAAUUUGACACAAUGGGAUUUUGGGUUUUUUCUUGAAAAUUCGUUAUAUCUAUAAAUAACUCAACAUCCCAUACGCCUUCAAUAUGUAAUCAUUUCGUUCCUAAUAUUGUGUAACAGAUAUAAUUUUCAUAUAGUAUUUAAUUUUAUAGCUUGAAAAAAAGUUGAAACAUCGCUAGGUGAAACAUAGUGUAUUAUUUGUGAGAACCGAAAUAACUUCCUUGAAUCCCAUACGCUUUUUGCAGGCACAAGGAAAUAUUGUGAUCAUUGAAUCUCUGCUCAUAAUCUAUCCAAACACCCAGACUUAUCGCCUUCUCCUAGAACCAAACGAUUUCAUGGUCAAUAUUCAAGUAAUCUUUUCUAUCAUUAAUGGCUUCUCCCAAAUGUUAUUGCAACUGUUUUAUUCUUUCUGCCCUGCAAAUAGUGCUCUUAUGAUAUAUCGUGAAUAAUGUUUACUUCAAGAUUUAUAGCCCUAAUGGCUUGACUGGUUUCAUCAGGAUAGAUGAAAUUCGUUAUAGCAUAUACAGAGUAUCCCAAGUUCGAGUGCCUAUUAGACGUUUGUGAAGUACUGGACAUGUUUGAAAUCUGAAAAUUAAUAUUGUUCAACAUUCUCUACUGAGCUAAAAUAUUAUUGAAGACUGCUAAUAUGAUAUAGAGUAUUCAAUUCUGAAUAUCUUUUUAUUUGAAUUGUUGCAUUCAUCCAAACAGUUUUCAAAAUAUGGAAAAAAAACUGAAAAAAAGGGAAAUAUGCGUAAUCAGUAUUAUGUUAUUUAUUCCUAUUUUCUAUAUAUUAAGUAUAAAUGGUUUUCACUUGUUCGAAGUAGAAGAAUGUAAGAAUAUUGUGCAUCAACUGAAUUUUGGAAAACCCAUCACAGGGUGUUUUUUUAUUUAUGCGUUGGAUGCUACGAAGAAAAAUUGUUAGUGUUGUAACAUGCAGGGUGAACUUUAGUAAUCUUUAUAUUCUUCCACAAUGCAAGAUUUACUUUCUUCAACCCUUCAUCUUAUUGCCUCAAUAUAACGAACAAAAUAUAUUUAUAGUAAAUGAUGUAGACUUCAAUUAUGAAUGUUUUAUUAAAUUAUUGUAUGUAUUUAUUAUAAAAAAUAUAUUUAUUAAAUUAA
Molecule: messenger RNA, 5507 nt
Organism: Harmonia axyridis
Lineage: Eukaryota; Metazoa; Arthropoda; Insecta; Coleoptera; Coccinellidae
Product: UDP-glucose 4-epimerase-like
Exons: 6
Coding region: 225-1565 (446 amino acids)
Biological process (GO): beta-D-galactose catabolic process via UDP-galactose, Leloir pathway
Cellular component (GO): cytosol
Molecular function (GO): UDP-glucose 4-epimerase activity
Source: RefSeq, a predicted model, not a curated record